This is a messenger RNA of Cornus florida, 768 nucleotides long. Its product is annotated as probable inactive poly [ADP-ribose] polymerase SRO5. Gene Ontology annotation, molecular function: NAD+ poly-ADP-ribosyltransferase activity. The record is from RefSeq and is a predicted model, not a curated record. The coding region runs from base 1 to 768 and encodes 255 amino acids. The transcript has 5 exons. Lineage: Eukaryota; Viridiplantae; Streptophyta; Magnoliopsida; Cornales; Cornaceae.
AUGGAAAACAAGUGUGAUGGCAAUGCCAAUGUGAAGGUUGCUUGGUUUGGUGCUUCUAAGGAUGAGAUUAGAAAGAUAAUUUCUCAUGGUUUUGGUUAUUGUGGGAAAUCUGAGCCUGCUAAGAGCAAUGAAUUGUUUGGCUGUGGCAUUUAUCUCCAUCCUAAGGAUUUUUCUUUGAAAAGUGUGAAAUCUUCCACUGUUGACGAGGAUGGUUUGAGGCAUGUAUUGCUUUGUCGCACUAUCUUGGGGAAGACGGAGGUUAUCCAUCCGGGGUCUGAACAGUGUCAUCCGAGUUCUGAAGAGUUUGAUUCUGGUGUUGACAAUCUUUCAGCUCCUAAAAAGUACAUUGUGUGGAGUACCCACAUGAAUACUCAUAUUUUGCCAGAAUAUGUCGUAAGUUACAAAGCUCCUUCUUGUCUAACAAACUUAGAAGGGUGUCCGAUUGGUGCUCUAUUGUAUGGGCUUCAGAAGUUAUUACCUCCUCAUACCAUGAGUUUGAUCUUCAAGUAUUGCAAUGAUCAUCUAGAAAAGAAGAUCUCACUGCAUGAAUUGGUGCAGCAAAUGGUUAACUUAGCAGGAAAAAAGUUGUUGCUUGAUCUCGCAAAAUCAUACAUUGCCUGGAGAACAAUUGGUAUGACUUACUCCGGUGAUAUACAUGCUUCUAUUAGACAAUGGUGCGUGAAAUUGGAUCUAUGUUGCUUAAUGAAUCUCAAACAUAGACUUGAAGAUUCAGUGAGGAAGGAGAUGGAAGGGUGGUCGGUCAUAUGA